CGUCUUGGACCGGAUUGUCGUCGUCUUCUUCCCUCUUACUCUGUUCCAGCUUCCCGAUUCUGGCUUGCAUAAAAAGUCCAAGUCUUCGAAGUCGGGUCAGUCCUAAGUGGAGGUGGGAAUCUCCCUCUCUAGGCCCCUCCCUUCUUUGAAUUUUCUUCCUUUCUCUCUUCCUGCUUUUUCCAAAUUCCUCCCCCCCCCCCGAAGAACAAGUCUAAACUCUCUUUCCUUGGUACUUCUCUCCAACUUCUCUUCCUCUUAUAUUUGGUGCCGCCUCCUUGGUCCUUCAUCGGGCAUUGACCACUUUUCUCUCGUGAACUUCCGGAGGAGGAGGGCUCGUGAGUCGUCCGAGCAAGGAGAACCUUUUUGGGCAUUCGGCAUACCCGCUCGGUUCUUAAGAGAGUGCAGCAGCGCCUUUUCUCAUCUGGGUUUGCUUCAAAUUUUCGCCUUUUUGGUGUUUCAACAAGUUUGUGGUUCAUUCCUCGCGAGUUCUUUUGUCUGAGGUCGUUGCCGAGAAAUCUUGAUCACAGAGUGAGGAAGCAAUGAGCGACUCUGAGGGCGGCGGGACGCUGGACAACUCUGCGGCCGUUGCAAUCACCGGCAAGAUCAUGGUGACAGCAAUUAUACUCCUUUUCUUGGUCGUAGUCUUUGUUCUUUUCCUCCACUUGUAUGCCAAGUGGUUCUGGUGGCGCAUGGAGGAGCCCCCUACUCAGGGCAAUAACCGCCGGCGGCCGCGGCGUCGCUUCGUGUUCGUCCCUGACCAAGAGAUGGCAGCCGUGGCGGCGCGCCGGGGGCUGGAUCCCUCGGUCCUGCGGUCCAUUCCAGUCGUCCCGUUUCGGCCUAAGGAGUUCAAGGACGGGCUUGAAUGUGCCGUUUGUCUGUCUGAGCUUGUCGACGGAGAGAAAGCCAGGUUGUUGCCCAAAUGCAAUCAUGGGUUUCAUGUAGAUUGCAUUGACAUGUGGUUUCAAUCGCAUUCGACUUGCCCGCUUUGUCGAAAUUCCGUCGAUGGAGCGCCUCAGAGUCACAUUGAUGUCGGUCCUGAGGAAAGCAGUGUCGAAUCUAUUAAUGAAUCUGUGGAAUUGAGCGUUGAAGAUAUUUCAGCCGGUGGAUAUUCCACGGAGUCCCCGAAUUUUCCUACUAAUGUGUUGUUCUGGGGUGAUGAGACUCAGGUUAGCUCUAGGACUGGUUCUCUGGAGGAAGGCCCUGUUCCUUCGGAGGAAUCAGUGACUCCAACUCCUUCGUCCUCAAUUCAGCCAGAUGGGGCUUUGGUGAUUGACAUACCGAGGCAGACAAUGGAGAGCACGUCGUCCUUUUCGCCAUCCACAAGCGGGUGUGCACAAGAUGAAUUGAAGUCGCCGAUGACCACAAGAUUGAGGUCUCUGAAGAGGCUUUUGAGCAGGGAAAGAAGAGUGAAUCCUUGCAGUCCUACUUCUGCUGAUGUGGAGCAAGCUGGGAGAAGUCUGCCUUGUUAAUACGAAAUUAUGUGUUAAAGAUGCCAGCGGUCUUCUGCUGCAGUUGAUUGAUUAAGAUGACGAUUCAUCGAUCCUUUUUCAAGCCAAUGAUUCAUUUAAGAUGUCAACUUCAGGUCUAUUGUAGGUCAAUUUGGAUGUCCUGCUCUGGAAAUCCUCGAGGAUUGCCGAAUUUGCUGGGUAAGGCAAGCUUCCCAAUUUGAGGUGCUUGAACUUUUGUUUUUCUGUACAGAAUGAAAAGUUUGAUUGAAUAUUAUCAAGGGAAGUUGGUCUCUGCGAUUGAGUCGGUGCAACGACUUCCUUAUGAUGAGUACAUUAUAUGCACAGCUUCUCUGUUUUAGAUGAUGGAAAACGGAUAUCCAUCAUCUUUGACAGAAGAUGUAGUAUGUGACAACUUCUUUCAUUUAAAGGAUAUUUUGAAGUUAUUGCAUUGUUUGCUCAAA
Messenger RNA from Syzygium oleosum, 1909 nucleotides. RefSeq names its product RING-H2 finger protein ATL3-like. The transcript has a single exon. The coding region runs from base 540 to 1469 and encodes 309 amino acids. The record is from RefSeq and is a predicted model, not a curated record. Lineage: Eukaryota; Viridiplantae; Streptophyta; Magnoliopsida; Myrtales; Myrtaceae.